Elgaria multicarinata webbii is the source of this 591-nucleotide messenger RNA. RefSeq names its product interleukin-36 alpha-like. The record is from RefSeq and is a predicted model, not a curated record. The coding region runs from base 1 to 591 and encodes 196 amino acids. Lineage: Eukaryota; Metazoa; Chordata; Lepidosauria; Squamata; Anguidae. The transcript has 4 exons. Gene Ontology annotation, biological process: positive regulation of gene expression; cytokine-mediated signaling pathway; cellular response to lipopolysaccharide. Gene Ontology annotation, molecular function: cytokine activity.
AUGGAGAACGUGGAAACUGUAUUGAUGAAGUUGCCCAAGAAGUCUGUGGACCAGCAAAUGAAAGAUCUAUUCCAGAAAUUUCCAAAGCCAGUCAAUCCCGGAAAAAGUCACACUGAGAAGUUAGAAACACCCUGGCUCUUCAGCAUUUGGGAUAUUAACCAGAAGUUCUUCUCCUGGGAGAACAACACUCUGAUAGCAGCCCCACAAAAUUCCAACUCAGCAGUGGAGUUAAUAGCUGUGGUCCCCAACAGAGCUAUUCCUGAAAAAGAAAAUACAUACCCUAUCAUUCUGGGCCACAAAGAUGGAAAUCACAUCCUGUCCUGUGUGGAAUCUGGUGGCCAGCCUCAACUACAGAUAGAGGAAAAGAAUAUCAUGAAUCUCUAUGAAAAAAAUGAAGAAUUCAAGAGCUUCACUUUCUUCAGUAAGACUGGACCAAGCAAUGACCCCUGCAAUGUUGAAUCUGUAGCUUUCCCGGGUUGGUUCAUAAGUACUUCGACUGAGCCAAACAAGCCCAUUGCUUUGAGUCGCCCGGGACAAACUGAGAUCACUGAUUUUUAUUUUGACAAAAAGGACCAAAAUGAACCAGAAUAG